This is a messenger RNA of Pogona vitticeps (central bearded dragon), 2780 nucleotides long. The record is from RefSeq and is a predicted model, not a curated record. Lineage: Eukaryota; Metazoa; Chordata; Lepidosauria; Squamata; Agamidae.
UCCCCUCCUCCUCCUCCCGUUGGCAUCACCCCCCCCAGGGGAGAAGCCGCCUUGCAGUCGCUGGGGGACGCCUCCUCUUGAGGAAACGGGGUCUGUUGCUCAGCCCCUGAGAUACGCAGACGCGGCGGAGCAAGCUCUUCCCAUCGCUUGUAGCAAAACGUUUUAAGAGGAAAAACUCCCCUCUACGGAAGGUAAGCAAGCCCGUCCGGUUCCGAUGAAGAUGUCAAGCUACCGAACCAGGAGAGCAGAAGGGGUGGCUGCGUGAAAUGGUCUUUAACACGUUUCAAGAGGCACAGCUUGUCCUGAGAGUCACAUCUGUUGACAUUCCCUCUUCUGCUUUGACUGUUAGAUACAGAAGCCCGUCUCCCAUUUCACAGGACCGCCCAACAACACAGAGGAGUCUUUUCUGUGCGUUGUUAGCAUGUUAAUAGAAACAGUACGAAUGUGCAAACGGCCACCGGGUUCUUGCCUGGGACAUCGGUGGGCCUGCAAAGUGAGCUUCGGAGCAAUCCUUGAAUCCCUGUUUUGCUCUUGAUGCAUUUUACAGAUUGGAGCCUAAGCAGAUUCUCCGUUCCUUAGAGUGAUGGCACCAAAAUCACGCAGUGACAUUUUUGCAUUGCAAACGCACGAGGAACCAUGUCUGCUGUUUGGCUUCAGAUUGGACAGUGCGGCAACCAAAUUGGAGAAGAAUGGUGGCGGAUCGUUACCAGUAGCAAUAACAGAGAAGCUGACACGUCCCCGUUCUACUCUCGUGAUCAGAAGCUGAGCGUCCUCUGUGUAGACAGCGAACCCAAAGUGGUGAGGAGGCUACAGAAGUCAAGGACAAGGAAACUAUUCAGAGAGUCGAACCUCAUCGUGGGGAAGGAAGGGAGAGGAAACAACUGGGCUUACGGUUAUCAUGGCGUCCGUUCAGAGAGCGAGCAGAGCGUGUUCGCCCGGACGAUGGAGAGCUUGCGCAAGGAGGCGGAACGGAAGGAUUGCUACUGUGGGACGGUGCUUUUCCACAGCCUGAGUGGGGGCACAGGAGCUGGCUUGAGUUCCCGGUUGUGCGAAGCCAUCCGGGAGGAGUACCCGCUUGGCUGGAUCUUGUCCAUCUCCGUGGCCCCUCACCAAAGUGGCGAGAGUCCGCUCCAGCACUACAACACUUUGCUCGGCCUUUCCUGGCUUCAGAGGUACGCAGACGGCAUUCUUCUGUUCCAGAAUGAUGAGGUCUUGAAACGAGCCGCCACUGUCGCCCUGCCGGGGAAGGGCGCACCCGAAACCUCAGGCCGGCUCUCUUUCUCAGCCAUGAACGCCUAUAUGGCCUCCUGUCUUGCUGGGCUUCUCUAUCCACUCAAGAUUUUCACAACACCAAGUGGGAUCAGCCUGGGGAUGGAGCCCUGGGAGCUGCUGCGAUCCGUCUGCCCCCUGCCGAACCUCAAACUCCUUCACGCAGCUCAAGGUGGCGCAAGGGGGACGGUGUUUUGGGACAGCCUGGCAUCCUCCGUGGCACAGCUCCUCCCUCGGGAGUCUCCCGCUGGAAAUCCUCAUCGCAGCACUGCUCUGCUGGCUGUGGCCCGUGGACCCCAGGAGGACGCCUUUCUCUUGAACCAUGGUUUGGUUUUGAAGAAGCUCAAGCAGGCCUACCGCUGUGUGUCGUGGAACCCGUUUCCUGCCACUUACUGGACAGAUGCCGCCAGCCUUGCAAAUCCAGGGGGCCCCAGUCACACGUUGACCGUCUGUGCCAACCAUAGCAGCUCCGUGGACUUCCUGCAGAGGGUGGAGCAGCGGGCGCAAGCCAUGUACCAGAGCAACGCCUUCCUCCACUGGUACUGGAGGCACGGCUGUGAGGAAGGUGAUUUUGAGCAGGCCUUCGAGACGCUUCGUUCGGUCGUGGAGGAUUAUGGCCAGCACGGCGACUAGAGCGCCUCUGGAUCGGGAACCUCGACGAGGACACGUUCGAGCCGUCCUCCGGAGAGGGCGGCUUCCCGAGGAAUACUGGCAUUACCGUACCAUCCUUACCAGCAUGGAUGUGGCACUAGAGAAAGAACAUUUCCGGACAUUUUGCAUCUCUGGGGUGGUGCUGGGCAAAACGGUGCGGCUCCGAUCCAGCUGCCCUCAGAACGUAUCCUUUCCCCCACAAUAGCAACCACUGGAACGAUUCUGAUCCGGGAAUACAGGCAUAGAAGAUGUGACGGCAGAAGGAGUCACCUGCAAAACGGCUUUUCAGGACACGGUUGUCAGCGUGCGCUGUCCCCAAUCCCACCACUUCUGUACUGAUUUCCCCUGAAAUAAAUGAGCACCCUUGUGCUCAAGCCAUUGCAAAACUAUUCCUGGGGAGUGGGGCCAGAAAUGUUUUUAAUGCGGCCAGCAUCUUCUUGUAUCAGGAAUUCUUUCGUGCAGAGAGAGGCUGGACAGAUGUUCUUGACCCUCAGCAGCUUAGAGAAGGGUGAGGAAUUACAGGAGGCCCCAUCUGGCAUGAUCCGGACUCUUCAUGAUCAAUCAACAUGCGAAUUGAAAGCGGGGAGAGGAAUAUCGAAAAGGAAAUUAUUUUAAAGAUCUCCGGAACAUAGUUUUAGAACCUGUGUUUGGGAAAGGAAAGGGAAAUACUAAAGGGCAAGAUUCGCUCUCCUCCUGGAGAGAAACAGGACAUAAAGUAUGAAGUUAAAAACGUUGACUAGAUACCGGGCGGUGGAGGGGGUGCAAUUCACAUGAAUUGUAUGAUGUCUCUCGAGGUUAUUGAUUUGUGUGCAUUUUUCUCUUGCUUUUAUAUAAAUAUAUUUGUAUUUUCUGCAUUAAUA